UGGAAGCUGACGGUGGAGAUGACGGCGAAAUCACUCGAAGCCGGUAUGCUACCUUUUGCGAGGAUCGAAACGAAAGAAACCAACAUCAAGGAGGCGAAAACAGCCUUUUUCAAAGCCCGAGAAAAUUUGGUCCUUGCGGAAGAAGCCUCCACGAACGACGAAAAAACAGAAUGGCACCAAGCAACGAUAGACGAAGUGAUGGUGAAAGCGGCAUACAUAGAAGAACAAAUCGAUGUCCUCUCAACAACACAGAUGCCGACAGAUCCGUCACAAAAACCAAGACAAGAAAAACCUUUUCGUCCAAAG
Paramuricea clavata is the source of this 306-nucleotide messenger RNA. The record is from the annotation of a GenBank genome assembly. NCBI's taxonomy places the organism in Eukaryota, Metazoa, Cnidaria, Anthozoa, Malacalcyonacea, Plexauridae.